UCAAAAUAGUAUAAGUUACAAGGCUUUCCUAUUCCUCAACCUCUCCCUCUCCUCUCCUCUCCUCUCCUCUCCCUCUCUCUUUCUCUCUCUUCCUCUCAAAAGACCGAAGAGCAGAGGGAAAAGAGGAAAAUACAACCAUUAUGUCAUGUCUCAGACAAACACCAUUGUUGUUUCUCUUUCUCUUUGUCGUUUCGGCAUUGUUUUCCUUCUCUCAAGGAUCUUCUAAUCACGACCAUCUCCAGCAUUCCAAUGCUUCAGAGUUCGAUGGCGAAGGAGAAAUCAGAAGGGUUUUGGAAGAAACUUCAAAUAAGUCUACGACGCUGAUAUUGGCUGCCAAUAGGACCCAUAGAAGAGACCCCCUCAAUGGGUUCAACUACUACACAGGCGGAUGGAGUUUAAAUGAUCAUUACUUCUCGUCUGUAGCUUUUUCUGCAGUUCCCUUGUUUGGCAUUGCUGCAAUUUGGCUCAUUGUUUUUGGGCUAUACUUGUGUUGUACUUGCCUUCUUCGCUGUUGUUGCUGUUGUGGCCGCCAGAAAAAGCCUUACGGCUAUUCCAGAACUGCCUAUGCUAUCUCCCUUUCUCUCCUAGUACUUUUCACAGUUGCAGCAAUAGCCGGAAGUGUAUUUCUCUACACUGGCCAGGAGAAGUUUCAGGAGAGCCAAGUUACUGUACUGAGCUAUGUUUUGAAACAAGCAGAUACAGUUGUUCAAAACCUCAGGAAUGUCUUCAAUUAUCUCAUGGGGGCUAAGAAGAUUGGCGAGGGGCAAGCAUAUUUUUCCGCAGAUUUACAGGCCCAAAUCAGCGAUAUGCAAAGAAACAUCAAUGAUUUCGCUGACAAUCUUCGGAAUGUUACCGGAAAGAGUUCAGGAGAUAUAAGAAAAUAUGUUGAACCCUUGGGAGUCAUCCUAAUUUAUGUCGCUGCUGCAAUGCUCCUUUUGGCUUUUCUUGGAUUUUUGUUAUCCAUUCUCGGAUUGCAGGGUCUCUUGUACUUCCUUGUGGUCAUCGCUUGGAUUGCUGUUGUGGUAACAUUCACUUUGAGUGGCAUAUUUCUCCUUGUUCACAAUGCAGUUGCAGACACGUGUGUUGCAAUGGAUGAAUGGCUUCAGAACCCAACAACCGAUUCAGCUCUCGAAAACAUAAUCCCAAGAGCAAACCCCGAAUCUGCCGAAGCAAUAUUGAAAGGAACCCGGGGUGUCACAUUUGCACUUGUCAAUGCCACUAACACUGCGAUAGUCAAUAUAUACAACAUCAAUAUGCCUCCCGAGGCAGGACCCCUCUACUCCAAUCAAUCUGGUCCGCUGAUGCCUCUUCUUUGCAACCCAUUUGAUUCCAAUCUUACUAAUCAGCAGUGUGCACCUGGUGAAGUGGAGUUCAGAAAUGCGACAGAGGUGUGGAAGAACUAUAUCUGCAAUGUUUCAGCAUCCGGGAUUUGCACCACACCAGGACGUGUCACCCCUAACGUCUAUGAUCAGCUCACUGCCUCUCUAAACGUCAGCUACGGUUUGUACCAAUACGGUCCUUUCCUGGUAGAUUUCGUGGACUCAACUUAUUUGAAGGAAACAUUUUCCGGCAUCAGUAAAAACUGUUGUCCCAGUAUGAAGAAAUCCACUAAAUGGAUGUACACAGGGUUCACCGUAGUCUCUGUUUCAGUAAUGCUGUCACUGAUCUUAUGGAUGGUCUUUGCAAGAGAGCGUAGGCAGCGGAAGUACACCAAGAAACAUAUGGCAGGGCCAAAUGGCAUGAAAGGGUACUACAGGUAGCCUGAUGCAUGAUAUCUAACCGGAACUUGCAUCUUUUUGCGUAUAUAACACGCCUGCAAUCCCAGCACGAUAAAAUUCUGUGUUCGUCAAUUAAGGCAUGAUGUUGGAAGGUACUUCUAUAAUGGAUUCUUAUGGCAUAUUAAGUGAAUAUUUUACCUCUAUCAUGGAUUCUGCCUAGCCUUAAUUC
This is a messenger RNA of Rhododendron vialii, 1947 nucleotides long. RefSeq lists its product as uncharacterized. NCBI's taxonomy places the organism in Eukaryota, Viridiplantae, Streptophyta, Magnoliopsida, Ericales, Ericaceae. The transcript has 9 exons. Bases 141 to 1760 code for a protein of 539 amino acids. The record is from RefSeq and is a predicted model, not a curated record. Gene Ontology annotation, cellular component: plasma membrane; plasmodesma.